UCCAGUUGAAAUUAGAAAAGCUAGUAAUGGUCAAGUUAGUUUCUUGUUUCUCCAGGAAUGCUCUGUAGAAUGAAAGAAAAAGGAUGAAAAGGUGAAGUUACUUGCCCCAGUAAUUGUGUGAUUUUGGUAAAAAUCCCUAAUAAAUAUUUGCAAACAAAGUGAAAUAUUUUCCAACACAGAAUUUUUAAAAAUCUCCACUGUUACAUCUUCAGAAAUUUUGUGACCUAUUUAACAUCAUUUGGUGGCUUGAAAUUAGUCAUGGUGGGAGCUUUAUACCACAGACACUGGAAACACAACAAAGCAGGGCUCCCAUUUCCCUGAGAGACAGUCAUUGAAAAGCUGUCAAAACACCACUGCUCCUUCUCGCUCACCUUAAUUUUAGAGAAGGAUGUAUAAAUUUUUUUUUUAUCAUUUUUUCCAACACAGACUAUGAAGGAACAGCAAAUGGGUACUUUAAUGAAACAAAUGGGCAAUACACAUUCUUUGAUUUAAUGUUCCCUUCAGGUGCGUGUGGACAAACUUGUAAGUCAGCUUGAAAGUAGUUGUGCUUGGAAGAUCAGAUGGAACAAGGUUUUGGUGGAAAAGGAAGGAAAAUGCAAGAUUCUGGAGCACUGAGAAAUCCGGAGAAGCUUUUGGAAGCAUGUUUGUCCUUAACAUCAUAGGAACCUGAUCUUUCUACUGGAAGCCAUAUUUGCAUGAGGGAGCACCCUAAGCCCAGUAACGCUGUGGUUCUUAUAGACUCAUAGAGGUACCACCUUGGUUGUCUUGGAUAAGAUGUGGAAGAAUUCUCUGGAUUACCAGGCAGAGAGUAUUGCUUUCUUUUCUUACUUUCUCCGAAACAAAUGGAGUCUCUCUCUCUGUGCUGAGCUGCCUGGAGCUGUGGGAGGGGUGACACAAGCAUACCUGUGGCCACCAUCACUGGGAGUGUGCUGGAUCAGAUCUGAAGCCAACACAGCACUGGGUCUUAUCCAAGGCCUGUGGUAAUCACUGCCUGGUGACCACUUAUGUUCACUCAAGGUGCUGGGUCUCUACAAUCAACAGGUGGUGAAGCCCAGCCAGGCUUGUGUCCUUCCUUUCAGGGCAGAGAGUUCCCUCAGCCCUGGACAGGUCUAGAGGUGCCAUCUUGGAGCUAGUGCCUGGGGUUGGAAACCUUAGGGAUCUACCUGAUGCUCUAAUCUACUGUGGCUCAGCUGGCAUAAAAACCUCAAGAUAAAGUUCUUCUGACUCUUCCCUCCCAUUUCCACAAGCAGAAGAGUCUCUCUCCGUGGCCACCAUCACCCAAGACCUGUGGCAAGAACUACCGAGCUAUCACUGAUGUUCACUCUUCAGUCAGCUUUUAGUGAAUGCUUCUCUGCCUGGGACUCUCCCUUCAGGGAAGUGGGCUCCCCUCUGACCCAGGGAAUGUCCAAAAAUGCCAUGCAAGAGCCAAGACCUGGAAAUGGGGACCCCAAGAAACUGUUUGAUGCCUUACACCACUGUGGCUGCACUGGGUACCUAAGCUGCAAGGCAAAGUCCCCUUUACUCUUCCCGCUGUUUUUCUCAAGCAGAAGGAGUCUCUCCACAUAUCUACCACAGCUGGGAUUGUGCUGGGUCAUAUCUGAAGCUAGCACAUCUCUACGUCUCAUCCAAGGCCCACGGAUUUGGCCAACAGUAACCCAUGGUCCCAUUCUGGACAGCUGCUUCUUUUUCCUGGUAAGAAAAAUCCAUAUCAUGACACAGAAGAGAUGGAGGAAGAAGAGAAAACAAAAGCUCAUUCUUGCAGCCGGCUGGGGAGCUGUUGCUUCUGCCAACGCCGCCGUCAGCCAGAGCGCUGAAGAAAAGCUGAAGGCCACCAGGCAACGAAAGAGUAAAGAAAACGCUCUCCUCCUGCCCAUCUCCUCCACCAUGGCCUCCCCAGUCCUCCCAGGUGACUCCCAAACACAGUAGAAAGUUGGCUCAGAGAUAGGGCAGACGAACCGGGGGGCUGGGCGGCUGA
Messenger RNA from Symphalangus syndactylus (siamang), 1975 nucleotides. RefSeq lists its product as uncharacterized. Lineage: Eukaryota; Metazoa; Chordata; Mammalia; Primates; Hylobatidae. The record is from RefSeq and is a predicted model, not a curated record.